Leptopilina boulardi is the source of this 2782-nucleotide messenger RNA. Its product is annotated as major facilitator superfamily domain-containing protein 12-like. The transcript has 9 exons. Gene Ontology annotation, cellular component: membrane. NCBI's taxonomy places the organism in Eukaryota, Metazoa, Arthropoda, Insecta, Hymenoptera, Figitidae. Gene Ontology annotation, molecular function: symporter activity. The record is from RefSeq and is a predicted model, not a curated record. The coding region runs from base 593 to 2008 and encodes 471 amino acids. Gene Ontology annotation, biological process: carbohydrate transport.
GUUUUCAAAAAUUAUUUUCAACAAUGACAGGUGCUCUCUGUUAAAUUAAAUAUAAAACAGUGAUUUUUUUUUACAUUUGGUAAUUAGAAAGUAUUAUAUAAUUAAAAUUAAGUGAUAAGUGUAUAAAACAAAAAUAAGGGUUAGAAAAAUUUUAUGAUAGAAAAGGAGAGUGAAGUAAUGGAGACAUAACCUUACUUUUGAAAUCGUAUAUGUCAGCGACAUUUGUUGAUUUCUAUUCCAACUGUUAUUUCUAUAUUCCAAGUGUUUAAAAAAAAAAAUUGUUUCAUUAUUGGUUUUUUUAUUUGCAAUGAUCGGGGUUCAACAGACCAACAUUAGUGACUAAUAUCCGCGUGCUGAUAUGGAAAGAGGAGGAUAAUAUUAUCUCUUGAAACAAAACUUCCUCUUUUCAAUUGUGUCAACAUUAAUACUUUAUAUUAAUACUGUGAAGUAAUAUCUUAAAGAAUUUGUAAGAAUAAUUUAUUCAUAUCGAUGAAAGCGAAAUAAGAGCUCUCAUCUUCUCAUUGUACAAAGGAGCACAAAGACGAAAUUGGAAUAUCAAACGUUUGUCAGUAUUAUAAAAAAAAAAGAAAUAAUGGAACCUGAUCAAGAAACUGUGACAGGAGACUAUACGGAAGUAAUCAGAAGACUUUCGCUACCUGUUAAAUUAGGAUAUGGUGUUGGACAUGUCCUCAACGAUAUUUGUGCCUCAAUGUGGUUUACCUACCUGUUAGUAUUUUUUCAUUUAGUCUUAGGAUUCAGUCCUCUUAUGGCUGGAGUUAUUUUAUUAAUCGGACAAGUUGCUGAUGCAUUAGCAACACCUUUUGUUGGUUAUCAUUCUGAUAAUUCUGCUAAUUUCUGGUUAUGUCGUUAUGGAAAAAGAAAAACAUGGCAUUUAUUAGGGACAAUUUGUGUGAUAUUUGCUUUUCCAUUUAUAUUUUCCCCUUGCAUUGAAUGUGAAAACGCACAUGAAUGGUCACAAUUGAUUUAUUACGCGGCAUUUGUUGUAAUUUUUCAAUUUGGAUGGGCUUCCGUACAAAUUUCUCAUUUAUCUUUAAUUCCCGAUUUGACACCAACUGAACAUGAAAGAACAGAACUCACAGCAAUAAGAUAUAGUUUCACUGUAUUUGCAAAUGUUCUUGUUUACUGCAUAUUUUGGGCAGUAUUACACAUAACUAGUGAAGACUCAGCUACAAAUCAAAUUGGACCAAAUGAUGCGCCUAAUUUUCAAAAAAUUGUACUUAUCGGAAUGUUAAUUGGUCUUAUUGCAUCUGUGAUAUUUCACAUUUCGGUUAAAGAAGAAACUUCUGGCGCUGUUACAGGCGCCUCACAACAAAGAACUCGUCCUAUUUCGGAAUUAUUCAAAGAUUUACAAAUGUAUAAAGUUGCUGGUUUAUACAUGUCAACAAGAUUGUUUUUAAAUUUAACACAAAUUUAUGUACCAUUAUAUUUACAUGAAACACUGCACAUGGCUGCUACUUCUCUGGCUAUUAUUCCAUUAAUUAUGUACCUGAGUAGCUUUAAAGCGUCAUUAAUUAUCAAAUAUUUAAAUAAUACAUUUGGUAGAAAAAUUGCUUUUACAAUUGGUGUAAUUCUUGCACUAUUUGCCUGCGCGGCAAUUAAAUUUGGACAUGGACAUUUCUUUGUCUCAUAUGGAAUUUAUCCGGUAUCUCUUGUUUUAGGAAGUGCGGGAUCUUUUAUGCUUGUCACAAGUCUUGGCAUAACGGCAGAUUAUAUUGGUGAUAAAUCAGAAGGUGGUGCAUUUAUUUACGGUCUCAUGAGCUUUACAGACAAAUUGAGCAAUGGUUUAGUCGUUAUUGUUAUACAAUUUUUGAAGCACAAGGGACAAAGUCCGGAUUAUUACUGUAAUAUUCUCACUUUUGUUUGUGGAGGAUCAGCGCUUUUUGCCCUAUUGAUACUGAUUUUCAUCAAACCAUUUCAACAAUAUUCUGCUUACAGGAAUUUUAAUCAAGAUACUUUGGAUGACGAGAACACAACUAUACAAAGUUAAUUAUCUCUAAUUUAUAAAAAAAAAAAUUAACUAGUUUUUCUGCAUAAAAUCAAAUUCGAAAUUAUUGAAUAUGAGUAUUGAAUGCUCACAGUGAAGCUGGCUUCAAAAUGUUUUUUUAAAAAUAAGUUUAUUAAAAAAAGAGAAUAUUUUUUAUGAAAAAAAAAAUAUAAUUUUACUUCAACAUUUUCCAUGUCUUGGAAAAUUUGUACAAAAAAAAAUAUGAAAAAUGUCAGAUUAUGUAAGAAUUGUAAUUUUUUCUUUUUUUAAAAAAAGAACGUUUAUUUAUACUUAAAAAUCGUUUCAAUUCUGUAAAUGUUUAUAUAUAUAUAUAUAGAAACUGAUUAUAAAUUGUUUUUUAAUUAUUUAUAUAUUUUACAUUAAUAUUAAUUCUAUCGUUUUAGUAGCUUUUACUUUCAGGCUUCUUUAUCUUGUAAGCGGUCAUGUGAAAUUUUUUUUAACUCUUAUCUGGAAUAUUUAUUAGUUUCUAAUUUUUAUUUAUUUUUUCUGAAGUGAGCAAGAAUACGCAGUGAGAAUAACCUAAUGGCUAACCUAACUGUCAGAGUGUUCACGUCACAUGAUAUAGCUUGCACUCACACAAUUGCGUCCCAAAAGCAUUUCACUCCAUUCAGUCGACUUAAAAUGUAUAUGCGCCGGUGUCGUCAAUUUUGCAAUUAGUGUUUUAGUUCUCUUUUUGGUUUUUGAGUGUGGCUGUUUGGAUCGUUUACGUCUGUUGGCUUUUUUUUUUUUUUAAUUAAUCAUCAAAAAGAAAGGUAU